Hippopotamus amphibius kiboko is the source of this 1193-nucleotide messenger RNA. RefSeq names its product ganglioside induced differentiation associated protein 1 like 1 (gene GDAP1L1). The record is from RefSeq and is a predicted model, not a curated record. The transcript is spliced from 6 exons. Bases 63 to 1166 code for a protein of 367 amino acids. Lineage: Eukaryota; Metazoa; Chordata; Mammalia; Artiodactyla; Hippopotamidae.
GGGCGAGAGAGAGCCGCCGCCGCUGGAGCCUCCUUCUUUCCUCCCUCGGAUUUCGGGCUGUCAUGGCGACCCCCAACAACCUGACCCCCACCAACUGCAGCUGGUGGCCCAUCUCAGCGCUGGAGAGCGAUGCGGCCAAGCCGGUGGAGGCCCUCGACGCACCCGAAGCGGCCAGCCACGCCCAUUGGCCCAAGGAGAGCCUGGUUCUGUACCACUGGACCCAGUCCUUCAGCUCUCAGAAGGUGCGUCUGGUGAUCGCCGAGAAGGGCCUGGCAUGUGAGGAGCGGGACGUGAGCCUGCCGCAGAGCGAGCACAAGGAGCCCUGGUUCAUGCGGCUCAACCUGGGCGAGGAGGUGCCCGUCAUCAUCCACCGCGACAACAUCAUCAGCGACUAUGACCAGAUCAUCGACUACGUGGAGCGCACCUUCACGGGAGAGCACGUGGUGGCGCUGAUGCCCGAGGCGGGCAGCCUGCAGCACGCCCGCGUGCUGCAGUACCGCGAGCUGCUGGACGCGCUGCCCAUGGACGCCUACACGCACGGCUGCAUCCUGCACCCCGAGCUCACCACCGACUCCAUGAUUCCCAAGUACGCCACGGCCGAGAUCCGCAGACAUUUAGCCAACGCCACCACGGACCUCAUGAAAUUAGACCAUGAAGAGGAGCCCCAGCUCUCGGAGCCUUACCUUUCUAAACAGAAGAAGCUCAUGGCCAAGAUCCUGGAGCACGAUGACGUGAGCUACCUGAAGAAGAUCCUCGGGGAGUUGGCCAUGGUGCUGGACCAGAUCGAGGCUGAGCUGGAGAAGAGGAAACUUGAGAAUGAGGGGCAGAAAUGUGAGCUGUGGCUCUGCGGCUGUGCCUUCACCCUUGCAGAUGUCCUCCUGGGAGCCACCCUGCACCGCCUCAAAUUCCUGGGACUGUCCAAGAAGUACUGGGAAGACGGCAGCCGGCCCAACCUGCAGUCCUUCUUCGAGAGGGUCCAGAAACGCUUUGCCUUCCGGAAAGUUCUGGGUGACAUCCACACCACUCUGCUGUCGGCAGUCAUCCCCAAUGCCUUCCGGCUGGUCAAGCGGAAACCCCCGUCGUUCUUUGGGGCAUCCUUCCUCAUGGGCUCGCUGGGCGGGAUGGGCUACUUUGCCUACUGGUACCUCAAGAAAAAAUACAUCUAAAGCCAGGCCCUGGGCUUGGUGUCUGAC